Amphibalanus amphitrite is the source of this 1869-nucleotide messenger RNA. RefSeq names its product rab GDP dissociation inhibitor alpha-like (gene Gdi). The coding region runs from base 114 to 1439 and encodes 441 amino acids. Gene Ontology annotation, biological process: small GTPase-mediated signal transduction; protein transport; vesicle-mediated transport. Gene Ontology annotation, molecular function: Rab GDP-dissociation inhibitor activity. Gene Ontology annotation, cellular component: cytoplasm. The transcript has 9 exons. NCBI's taxonomy places the organism in Eukaryota, Metazoa, Arthropoda, Thecostraca, Balanomorpha, Balanidae. The record is from RefSeq and is a predicted model, not a curated record.
AUCACAAAUUCUUUACCGUCGGGGGCGAGGCCGCUGCGCGAUUUUGGAGGGCCUUGUCUUCUCAACGACUUACACUCUUUUUUAGGCGAAUUUUUACAGUGAAUUAAUCAAUCAUGGAUGAAGAAUACGACGCUAUUGUGUUGGGAACUGGACUCAAGGAAUGUAUCCUCUCCGGACUGCUGUCUGUCUCUGGCAAGAAGGUACUGCACAUUGACCGUAACAAGUACUAUGGCGCCGAAUCGGCGUCCAUCACUCCUCUCGAGGAGAUGUUUGAGAAGUUUGGCCUGCCCAAGCCAGACGAGUCUUACGGCCGCGGCAGGGACUGGAACGUCGAUCUGAUCCCAAAGUUCCUGAUGGCCAACGGACAGCUGGUGAAGCUGCUCAUCCACACCGGCGUCACCCGCUACCUCGAGUUCAAGAGCGUCGAGGGCAGCUACGUCUUCAAGGGCGGCAAAAUCUCCAAGGUUCCGGCCGACGAGCGCGAGGCGCUCAGCUCCGACCUGAUGGGCCUCUUCGAGAAGCGCCGCUUCCGAAACCUGCUGGCCUACAUCCAGGACUUCAAGGAGGACGACCCCACCACCUGGAAGGGCCUCGACCCCAAGGCCACGCCCAUGAGCGCGCUCUUCGAGAAGUUCGGCGUGGACAAGAACACGAUCGACGUCACCGGACACGCUCUGGCGCUCCACAGGGAUGACGAGUACAUCGCCCAGCCAAUGGGCACCACCAUCGCCCGGAUCAAGCUAUACAGCGAGUCUCUGGCGCGCUACGGCAAGUCGCCCUUCCUGUACCCCAUGUACGGACUCGGCGAGCUGCCCCAGGGCUUUGCCAGGCUGGCCGCCAUCUACGGCGGCACCUACAUGCUUGACAAGCCCGUGGACGAGAUUGUGGUGGAGAACGGCCGCGCCGUCGGCGUGCGCUCCGGCACCGAGGUGGCCAAGUGCAAACAGGUGUACUGCGACCCGACCUACGUGCCCGACCGGGUCACCAAGUCGGGCCGGGUGGUGCGCUGCAUCUGCCUGCUGGACCACCCGAUCCCCAACACCAAGGACGCGCUCUCCACGCAGAUCAUCAUCCCGCAGAAACAGGUCGGCAGGAACUCUGACAUCUACAUUUCGCUGGUAUCGUACACGCACCAGGUGGCCGCCAAGGGCUGGUUCGUGGCCAUGGUGUCUACCACUGUGGAGACGGACAACCCCGAGGCAGAGAUCAAGCCGGGACUCGAGCUGCUCGGGCCCAUCAAACAAAAGUUCCUGACGGUGAACGAUCACUUCGUGCCCAACGAGGACGGCACAGAGUCGCAGGUGUUCAUCUCCAGCUCGUACGACGCCACCAGCCACUUCGAGACCACCUGUCUGGACGUGUUGGACAUCUUCCGGCGCGGCUUCGGCUGCGACUUCGACUUUUCCAAGGUGACGCACACGCUGGAGGACGACCAGUAGCGGCCGCCGCGCGGGCGCGCAGCGCUGCACCAUUCCAGCCCGUGUGGCCGGGCUGUCAGCGCGGCUGAUCUGAGCGGCGCCGGGCACCGGGCGCGGCCGGCCGGCCGGCAGCGGCCGCCGCGCCCCGCCGGCGCCGGCGCCGCACCGCUCCGGGCACGGCCCUCGUCUGUCAGCUUCGUUGGCGCACCGCAGAUCAGCUAAGACCAAUGAAUUAUUUCUGUCGCUGGAAUCAUCGGUGGACGCUUGUGAUUUUUUUUUAUUUGAAGUCAGCCGCGCGCGCCACGCUGUGUAUCGAUAUUACGCGUGCAUAGGCUACUAUCUGGGUGUUUGGGGUGCAACAUAUCGUACCGGUCUGGCGCUAAAGUCACGUUGCUUCCCUUAUGAUUUGAGGGCCCUUAUAUUGGCAUUCCAAUAAAAGGAUAUGGUAAGA